Molecule: messenger RNA, 4069 nt
Organism: Planococcus citri (citrus mealybug)
Lineage: Eukaryota; Metazoa; Arthropoda; Insecta; Hemiptera; Pseudococcidae
Product: rifampicin phosphotransferase-like
Exons: 26
Coding region: 433-4002 (1189 amino acids)
Biological process (GO): phosphorylation
Molecular function (GO): ATP binding; kinase activity
Source: RefSeq, a predicted model, not a curated record
CAUUUUGUUAAUUAUCGUGAACAUUUAUUCUACAUAUUUAAUCGAUCAAUUUUAUGAUGAUAAUCAGCCAUGUAAUGCUGAAAAAAUCAGAAAAACGUUGCAGUUUUUGAAUGAUAACGUUGAAGCUGAUGAGCAAUUUCAGUAUUUUUGUCAAUGUUGAUCGCUCUAUUCCUAUUGUUAAUUAAACGUCGCGAUAAAAUCAAGUUAGUAAAUAUGUUCGUAUCAGUUUCCGAAAUUGAACUUGAUGUUUUCUGACUUUCGUUUCGUACGGUUUCGUAGGUAUUUAUCAAGAUUCGUAUUAUUAAACGUCAUUAAUAAGCCGAUAAGAAUACGUUAUUUUCAUACCGUUGAUCGGUAGUUUGAAAAAUGUUCUGCUAAUUUUGAAAUCACUGAUCGAAAAAGUUAGGUACCUACUACCUACCUAUUUGUGUUAUGGCUGAAAUAACAAAAAUAUUGCUACCGUCGGAUGAACAAUUAUUAUUGGAAAGCUGCAGAAAAUUCAUCAGUAAUAGAUUUACAGAUUCAUUAUUGUUCAACGGAUGCGAUGCGUACGAUAACAAAAUCUUGUUGUUUUUGGUACGAAGACAAAAUACUAUUCGAACGUUCGUUUAUUUGAAAUUGAAUUCCGAGCAAAUAUAUUAUUCUGGAACGCACGAUAAUUCUUCCUCUAGUUUGGAAUGGCAUUCGAAAUGUAUCAAAGCAGAAUUUUGUCAGCCUAUGGGCUCAUGGAGAGUAUCUUACAAUGGAUUAUUGAGAAACGCAAUCUCAGGAGAAAAUAAUCAUGUUAAAAUGAAUUUCUUGUGGCAUCCUAUAAGCUCCACAGUGUACUAUGAUAAAUCUGGACUUCCACUUCUCGAACUUCAAAAAGUAGCUCAAACCCAGAUUAGCGAAGAGUUAGUAUGUAAUCUUCUACAAGGCUACGAGCAAUGGGGCACAUUUCAUGGAACCGUGGCGUUGAACGAACAAGUCACCGAGUUGAAUUUGAUUUCCCUGAAGAAAAGAAACUGGACCUUAUGCAAAAAAGAUGCUAUCAUGUUAACGACGUACUCCAAAAAUGGCAUGUUGAUCAAUAUAAAUUCUGUGAUCAAUUCAUGUAGUGGUCACGCGAGAACUCUGAGAAAACAUUUCUGUAUUUCGGAGUGUGAUUUCCAGUAUCCGGUUAAAAUUAUUCCUGAAAUGAGCUUUUCAAUAUCAGAUGGUAAAUCUUGGUAUCGAAUUGAAACCGAAGUUUCUCUCAACACAGCAGUUAUUUCUGAGAAUUUGCAUCUUUAUAACGUCACAAGUAACAUCGAAGGUGUAAAUGGCAGUGGACUAUUGUUAUUCUUUAAACGAUUUAAAAAAUAUGAUAUGGAUAAAGAUUUACCCGUUCGAGUUUUUCCUGCUUUACGAUUUUCAAAUGAUUUAAUGAUAAACUUGGAAUCGGUGGAAUGUCAGAAUUCAACUCUUACCGGAGAAAAAGCAGCAUCAUUAGCUAAAAUAAUUUAUUCGAUGAAUUUUUUCCCUCGAGUGGAUUUGACUGAUUGUAUCAGUAUCCCUAAGGGCAUUUGUGUCACAGUCAACGCUAUGGAUUUAUGUAUGCGUCAAAACGAAGAUCUCAAAUGUUCGUUGAAUGUAUUAAAAUAUGGAUUACACGAGUUACCCAACUCGCAGCUGGAGCCAUUGUGUCAUAAGAUUCAAAAACUAUGGACAUUAGCCAGAAUGGAUGUUCAAAUAAUAAACACCAUCGAGCAAUUCAUUUCAUCCCAGAAAUUAUACGCUGUUCGAUCUUCGGGUAUCCUGGAAGACUCAGUGGACGUAAGUGCAGCUGGUCAAAGCGACACAUUCUUAGCUGUUGAGGGUAUCGCCAAUAUUGUAAACGCAAUAAAAAAGUGCUGGGCUUCGGUAUACUCCUUUCAGUCGGUCCAUUAUCGUCGAGAUCAUGGUCUACCAUUAUUCGUAAAAUUGGGCGUUAUCAUUCAAGAAAUGAUUGCUACCGAAAUUCACGGAAUUGUGUUCACUUGUCAUCCCAUUUCCAAUGAUCCGAGACAAAUUUCCAUCACAUAUGCGUUUGGAGAACGUGCCACAGUAGAUGGUGUACCUACAUCGACUGUUUUAGUCGAUAAAAGUAAUUUUGAAGAAGUAGUUUAUAGUUCGAUGGGUGUAGAGGGCAGAGAAAUUCCAGAUUUACCUUCUCCAACGAUUGAUGCGAUAUGUAAAAUAAGUCUCCAAUUGGAAGAUCUGUUUUCCUAUCCUGUCGACAUAGAAUGGGGCAUAAAUAAUGGACAAAUUUAUUUAUUACAAUGCAGACCAAUUACAACAAUGUUCACAUGGACUGAUUUUGAAAUAAGCCACGAGCUCGACUCAGGGUUCACCGAUUUUGACGCUAUUACUUUUCAUAAUUGCGGGGAAAUUACACCUGAUGUAACGAGUCCUUUGAGCGUUUCAUUCAAUAAUAGAAUUAUGGAAGAAGCCUUCCAGCUUGUGGAAAAACAUCCCAGCACCGAGUACCAUAGAAAAUUACUUUCUGUGACUCAUUAUCGCAUCGCCAUGAAUAUUUGCAACGGUUUACUGCUGCAGGUCAACAGAGAAAUACCAUUUUUUCAAAAAAUAAUCGACGUUAUUGUUUGUGGACAAGUUAUUACCACCGAUUCAUUAUACGCUUUGGCUCAGAAACGUAAUGGAAUUGCUGGUUCGUUUUCUAGCAUUUUGAAAUUGAUAACAUCAAUUAAAUUAAUCUGGGGCAAAAAUAAAUCCACCGAAGAAGCUGUCAAAAUUGCUAAUCAAUUUACCAUUGAUUCUGACGAAUUCAACUCUGCUGAGUUGCUUUUAGAGCAUAUCAUUGAACAGGCACCAGUUUUACAAAAAGUCGCUGAAUACCAUUUGAAUGUUUCAAGUGCUUCGAAUAUAUUGAAAGCUGCAGUUUUGAGUUUAAUGUGCAAAGAUGACGAAGAAAAUCUACAAAGUCAUGUGACCAAUUUAUCGUGGUAUUUAUCCAAUUGUGACCAACUGGUUUCUGCCGGAGUCCCUAAAUCUUUAAUGGAAAUAUCUCGAUUAUUACGAGACCACGAAAACAAAUCGGACUAUCUAUCAGUUGAUACUCGUUACAAAUGCGACUGGAUGCAGAAAAAUUGCCCGGAGGCGUGGAUAAGAACCAAGAAUUUCUUCGAAAAACACGGUGCUCGAUGUGUAAAAGAGGCUGAUCUGAUGACGGAAACUUGGUCUAUGAAUUCUGAUUCAAUCUUCGAAUGCAUUGAUUUGCUCAUCAAAUCCGAUAAGUUCGAAAUGCCUAUUAAUUUGAUAGAGUACACUCGUCAAGAAAAUAUUGCAUCGAGUCAAAAUUACGGUCGAAUUAUCAAAUGGUUGAUGGAAUCUUGUAAAAAUGCAGUAAUAAGUAGAGAAAAAACCAAACAAUGUUUCAUCUUGAUCCUACAUCAGUUUCGAUUAGCUUUUUGUAGACUAGGUACUCUUCUGGCCGAAGAUGCGAUCAUAUCAAAUGCUAACAGCGUAUUUUAUUAUACUUUUUACGAACUUCAUCAAUUGGUUAAUGGUAAAAAUAGACAAGCUAUCAUGCACAAGGGACAAAGACGGUAUCGUGUGUGGAGUCAACUGAAAAGAUUAAAAUUUGAAGAUGUCAUAUUUGGAAUUCCUAAACCAAUAAAAAUUGAACCAGAACCAAUUCUUGAAGAAAUUUUUAGUCUACAAGGGACUUCGGUAUCGUUUCAUAGUUCGAUAGGACGUGCUCGAGUCGUUUGUAACAUCAAAGAAGCCAAAGAUAUAGAAAAUGGAGAGAUUCUAGUAAUGCAUUGUGUGGACAUAGGUUGGUCUCCCUAUUUUCCAAUUUUGUCCGGAUUAAUAACUGAAUUGGGAGGACUAAUGUCUCAUGGGGCUAUCAUCGCUCGCGAAUGUGGCCUACCUUGUGUUAUUGGAGUAAAAGAUGCCACCGCACAUAUCAAAACAGGCGAUACUGUAGAAAUUAAUGGUCCAAACGGUAUAAUAACUAGACUAAAAUCUAGUUCUGAUUAAUCGUACUUGAAAUAAAUAAAUUUGUAUAAAAUGUAUGUUAUUUAUUAUAUUCAUGAUUUUUAUUGAA